Nematostella vectensis (starlet sea anemone) is the source of this 1651-nucleotide messenger RNA. Its product is annotated as 2-(3-amino-3-carboxypropyl)histidine synthase subunit 2. Gene Ontology annotation, molecular function: 2-(3-amino-3-carboxypropyl)histidine synthase activity. The coding region runs from base 41 to 1579 and encodes 512 amino acids. The record is from RefSeq and is a predicted model, not a curated record. Gene Ontology annotation, biological process: protein histidyl modification to diphthamide. NCBI's taxonomy places the organism in Eukaryota, Metazoa, Cnidaria, Anthozoa, Actiniaria, Edwardsiidae. The transcript is spliced from 16 exons.
AUUUUUUUGGUCUUCCUGUGGUCAUGAAGUACCAAUAAAGAUGGCGGACGGUGGAGAUGUGAAAAUGGAAGUUGAAACAACAGCGAAAUCAUACGAUGUCCCGGCUUCUGCAUUCAGCGAAAGCGCAGUAAUAGACACACACCUUGAUGUCCCUUCCACCAAGACGGAGUCUAUUGAGCGGAUGGUGGAGGUGUACGAGAUUGAGAGAUCAGUCCAAGUAAUCACGAGUUCUGGUUUCAAUAAGGUAGCGUUACAGUUUCCUGAUAGUUUACUAGCUGAUUCAGCAUCAGUGGCGAGAUUGAUUGAGCAACGAGCUUCAUGCAAGGCCUUCAUUCUGGCAGAUACUUCAUACGGCAGCUGCUGUGUUGAUGAAAUAGCUGCAGAGCAUGCUGACGCUGAACUCAUAAUACACUACGGACAAGCUUGCCUCAGCCAAACCAAGCGUCUUCCAGUUCUUUAUGUGUUCGGCAAGAAUCCAAUAAAUGUCAUUGAGUGUUCUCAGCAUUUUAGACAGUUAUAUCCUGAUACAGGAAUCAGGGUUCUGGUGUUCUAUGAUGUGGUUUAUAACCACUGUAUAGGUGCUCUAGAUGAAGCACUAAGUCCCUUGUACCCUAACAUGACGAUUAGUACAAUAGCCCCAGAAGGCUUACCUAGUGAACCCACCAGUCAGCAGUCAAGCAGAAAUCCACAAGCAUCAGACGUGGAAGGAAUGGAAGUGAAUCAAUGCAACAGAAGAUUUGGCAGGGACUUUACCCUAGCAGCAAACUCUUCCAUCUCCGACUAUCAAAUAUUUUACAUUGGAGAGCAAAGCCUAACAUUAAGAAAUUUAAUGAUGACCUACAAUAAAUGCCAGUUUUCUACUUAUGAUCCCAUCACCAAUGAGUCGAGACGAGAGACUCUGAAUGUUAAUAAAGCACUUAUGAAAAGAUAUCACAUGAUACAGAGAGCAAAAGAUGCUCAAAUUGUUGGGAUUGUUGUAGGAACUUUAGGUGUGGCUGAUUAUUUGAAAAUAAUUGAAAGACUCAAGAAAGUUUUAGCAAUUGCUGGCAAAAAGUCCUAUGUCUUUGUAAUGGGAAAACUGAAUGUCGCCAAGCUGGCUAAUUUUCUUGAGAUUGAUGUGUUUGUGCUUGUGUCAUGCCCAGAAAACAGUCUCAUAGAUUCAAAGGAAUUCUACAAGCCAGUGGUUACACCUUAUGAGAUGGAAAUUGCUUGUCUCAGGACACAAGAAUGGACGGGCGAUUAUGUAACAGAUUUCCACGAACUACUGCCAGGGGGUUGCUACUCUGCGGAGUUAAAUUCUGAGGAUGAUAAUGAUGACUCACCUUAUAUUUCCCUUAUUACUGGAAAAAUGCAACACAACUACAAGAGUUCGGCUAAAGAAGCAGGAGAAACUUCAACUUCGCUUGUACAAAGAAACCAAGAGACAACACUAGCGACUCAGCAGCCUUUGACAGCAGGAGAGUUCCUGGCCUCACGAUCCUGGCAGGGUCUGCAGCAGAACCUAGGAGACACCCCCGUCACCACUGCAGUGGAGGGAAGAAGAGGAAUAGCAGCCGGCUACACGGAUGAGGGGGAAUGAAGGUGCUACAUAACAACACUUAUUCUACUUUUUGAAAAACUGAUAACAUCAAUAAAGUUACACUCAAAAAUG